AUGGGACCUCCACCACUUCAACCUUUACUCAAGACAGUCGUACCACAUGGUCCACCUGAUUUUUCCAGGAUUCGUAGAGAACGAGCAGAUAAAUUGAGCUUUAAUGUGGAUACAUUGGAAUGGCACUCCACUCCUGUGAGAAUUAAAUUAGACCUUGUGCCAUUUGCAACGGGUCAGCUUCGAAAUGCAUAUUAUUUACAGGAACUUGGUACAGAUGAUAAUCCAUCGAGUUUGUUAGUAGCAAAAGUAAGUCUUCGAUCUGCAGAACCAAGCACAUACUUGAGUGAUGUGGAGAUGCAGGCUGUUUGUGCCCAUUAUGCGGCCUUAUAUAAUGAACAUGAACCACCGCUGAAAGUGUGUUAUGCAAGGUCAUGGCUACUGAAAUUAAAAGAUCGAGAUCAAGGGUCUUUAGUUUGCUCUAUGGAAGAAUUUUUACCGGGAGCGUAUGUGAAAUACAGCAAUAAUAGUGGCUAUGUCGGUCGGGAAACCAGCACGACGGAAGAACGAGAGCGCAAUACACCACAGGCAUUUUCACACUUCUCGUUCGUGGCUUCGGAUUUUCGGUUAAUGAUUGUGGACAUUCAAGGAGUCGCGGACAGCUACACAGAUCCGCAGAUUCAUUCAGCAGAUGGCCGCGGAUUUGGUGUUGGGAAUCUCGGGACUUUUGGAAUGGAGAAGUUCUUGGAAAGUCAUCGGUGCAACGAAGUCUGUCGGUGGCUAGGACUUCGAAGUAUCAACGAGCAAUAUAAACCAGGUGGAACGGCUGCUCCAGGAUAUGAGAUGCCAUUUGGAGGGGCUAUUAAAAAGUCAACAAAUCGAAUAACAGAAGAACGCAACACAUUCUCCACAUCAGUUACAGUUAGCGAAGCUUUUGGCGAUACAGCUACUGAAAUUUUAACGGAGCGGAAGGACUCUAUAUUGAAAAGCGGAGACGAAGAGGAUGAGGAAGAUAAUGACGAAGCGGACGGCAAGGACUUAUACGAGCACUCUGAUUCAACUUCGUAUGCUACGGACUCGUCGCCUACGAUGUCGGCGCUGCAGCCACGGCACAUGAAACUGCAGUGGUCAAAGCAGCUACAUUUUUCCUCUCCAGCCGCUUUACCUGGUCGUAGUGGUGGGAAGCUAAGAAACAGAUUAAGUGAAAGUGAAAGUGGUAGUCGGUUACGCUACCUACAUCGUGGUAAAGCUUCCAGUCUCAUUACAGGGAGUUCUGGUGAUGAACGCGAUAGCUUCUGGACUUGCAUGUUUCGGACUUUACUGUGUGGGUGUACGUGA
Peronospora belbahrii is the source of this 1275-nucleotide messenger RNA. The record is from the annotation of a GenBank genome assembly. NCBI's taxonomy places the organism in Eukaryota, Oomycota, Peronosporomycetes, Peronosporales, Peronosporaceae.